ACAGCCCGCGCCGCCCCGCGUUUAUUCUCGCCUUCCUUUCUUCCCGAGACGGCGAGCACCGCUCUUGAUCCUCGGUGGAUUCCCCUCCCCGCCUGCCCCCCGUUUUCGCGACGCCGUCGACCGCUCGAGACAGAGCAAUGGACAACCAGCGGCGGACUCGCAAGCGAAGUGUUUGUGAGCUGAGCGGACGGGACCUGCACCCGUGCAGCAGCGAGCAGAGCCUGAGCAGCAAUGCGAGCCUUCCCAGUAUGCCAUGCGGGCCGGGCUACGAAGGCCGGGCGGCGAGCUGGGCCGUGUGCUUCGAGCGUCUGCUGCACGACCCCCUCGGCCUGCAGCUCUUCACGGCUUUUCUCAAGAAGGAGUUCAGUGAGGAGAACAUCAUGUUUUGGCAGGCGUGUGAAGACUUUCGACAGAUCCCGUCGGACCAGGCUGCCCAGCUCUUUCAGACGGCGCGUCGGAUUUACGAGCGAUUCCUGUCGGAGAAGGCUGCCAUGCCCGUCAACAUCGACAGCCAGGCGCACAUUUCGGACGACAACCUGAAUGCUCCGCACCCUGCGAUGUUCCACGUGCAACAGCAACAGAUCUUUAACCUGAUGAAGUUCGACAGCUAUUCACGUUUUCUCAAGUCGCCCCCGUACCAGGAGUGCCUACUCGCCGAGGUGGAGGGCCGCCCUCUGUUGUCGGCGCUUGCCGACGCAGGCCACACGGCCGCCACCGAAAAGCCCGGCAGCGCGUCCAGCACCGUGGUCACGCCCAAAAAGUCGACCAAAAAGGCGAAGGCGACGAAAGCUGCCGGGGAGGAUGAGGAGGAAGGCAGAAGAAAAGUGGGGAGCUCUGUCGGUAGUGGCGGUGGCGGUGGUGGGAUACACGGAGUUGGCGGCUUUCCCUGGAUCAUUGGCAGCAAGUCGAGCAUCCCCCGCACGGGCAGACGCGGAGAUGAGCACGACUCCACCUCCGACUCGAGCGUGGACAUGGCGCGCUCCAACUCCGUCGGGUCCCUGACGACCACCAAGAGUGAAUUCCAUUCUCCACCUUCGCUAGCGGCCUCGAGCGAGGGCCAGAUGGGCCCCGUGGAGGCCGGGGACGGGGCCGCGCAGGAGAAGGGCCGCGUGGGCCCCCUGUGCCGCGUGCUGCUGCCCGACGGCUCGUCAGCCGUGAUCACCGUGAGCGCCGAGCUGUCGGUGCGCGAGGCGCUGCGCCCGCUGUGCGACAAGCGCGGCCUCGCGGUCGUAGCCCUCGACGUCUUCCUGGUGAAUGGCGACCGGCAGUUGGUGUUGGAACAAGAGAGCCUGACUCUCGCAAACAGGGAAAUCCGGCUGGAGCGCAGGAUCCUCUUCAGGCUUGAUCUGCUACCCAUCACCAAGUCGGUGGGUGUCAAGGCCAAGCCCAACAAGGCGGUGGAGGACGUCCUCCACUCGGUGGUCCUCAAGUACGGCCUCAAGCUCAAGGACAUGGUGGCCUACAUGCACGGCAACACAGAUGCGUUGGACAUGAGCGUGCCUGUGUCUCAGCUGGACGGCAAGCAUGUGGUGCUCGAAGCUGCCAACCACAGCAAAGAAAAGACCAUCGACGGGAAAUUCAAGCUGCGUGAGGUGAAUUCUGCUCCGGCUUCCUCUGGACUCGCAUCGAAGACCAGUGGACAGUCACCCGCAGAGCAGGACGCUGCUGCCAAGGGCAAGAAAGCUUCACAGCCAAAAGCUAAAGAUAGCGAUGAGUGGCUGGAGCUGCUGUCCCGGGCACAGCGGCGGCGUGCCGAUGACCAGCGCGGUCUGCUGCGCAAAGAAGACCUAGUGCUGCCUGACUUCCUGAGAGUCGCCAUGGGUCCAGAGCCUCCCUCCUGCUCCUCAUCCUCCUCCACGGCAGCUGACAGAACGGGCCAGGGCGCGCCUUCGGGGAGCUUGACGUCAAAGGAACAGCCGACGCCACAGAGCCAGACCUCGGGCGUGGAGAGCCAAGUGGGCAGCCAACAGCAGAGCACGCCCCGCACAGCAGGCCAACAGCCGUUCGCAUCGGAAUUGUCACCCAACGCACAUCAGCCCGUGUCUCAGUCCUCCUCCUGUCCACACCUAGAGAUGAAGCAGGGUGGUGGACCAAAGUUGCAGCCAAACGUGUUGCAGAUAUCAAUAAUGUUUGAAUCCAGGGUCGCUCACACGCCGGCAGGCGCUCCGGGGCAGGCAGAGAAACCCGAGGACUUGCACGCGGUCGCAAAGCAAGCCUCUCACGGCCACGAAAACAAAGGUCUGGCUCGGCUGCAGGAUGGAAGCAAGGCGAUUGGCAAGGCCUCCUCCGAGGAGGUGAUUGUGGAAUUUCCGCACCCUCCGAACUCCCACGCCUCGCCAUCGGUGGCAGCACCGGGACAAGAGUUGGCCGAGAAAGAGCUUGUGAACUUUGUGUGUACAGUCACGGCGCCAGAGGCGAUGGACGCUUCCCUCAACGAGAACGCAAACAAUUCGUCGGAUGUAAAAAAAGCCAAUGGACAGCAGGCACCAGAGUCACAGAGGCCGACGGAACCCCCUCCAGAAGAAGGGGGCCCGCCGGAGAAAGCACUGCCGUCGCUGCCGGCCGACUCGGACAAAUCUGACGGCACGGAGGGCUCGUCGACGGGGGACGCGGCGACUGCGGAGAGCACAGAGAACAGCAGAGCUGCUCCUCUGGGCUUCGACGCGCAGAAUGUGGAAUCGCAGUCCUAACAUGAGUCGUCCGCACGGUACAAAGUGAAAGGUGUAAGAGCCAGACGUCUUGGCCUGCGAGUGACAUUUUUUUUAGUUAUUUACAAAAAAAGAAAGAAUUCACGCUCAAAAAAUUAAUAAAAAAUAUUAACCCACAGUGCAGUCAACAUUGUAUGUUUCCGAAAAGUAUAAUAAAUUAAUUCCAUAAAUAUCGCUCUCGUGGAUUUUCCACGCAACUGCUUCAACUUUGCUGCACAGGCCCUCAACUCUUCCACUACAUUCGCUGGACCAAACACCACGGGGGGCACAACGUACGGAUGUAUCACGGCGUCUGGUUUAAAAUUAUUUUAAUUUUUUUCAGCAAUUAAAACUGCACCGUCUCUGUUUUUAUACAACGUAUGACCAGUUGCACUUUUUUCUUCCAAUCAGCUAAUGUCUGAAACACGGUAGCACUCCUUUUUUCUUGGUACAUCAUGUAACAGCCUAUUUGUUGUUUGUAUUAUUUACAAGUGCUUUAUUACACGUUGACACCACAGCGCAGCUGUUACCGAUAUAAUCUUUAUGACGAGCGUUAGUCUGAACCAAUACAUUUUGGUCAGGCUGUGAACAUACAAGGUAGACAUUCAUGUCUUGUGCCACCAUAUCUGGAUCACGUUUAAAACUGUUGGAGAAACAUCUGGCCUUACAUAGAAACCCUCUGGCCUUACAUAGACUUGUAGAGUCUAAACCGAACAUGGUCACCGGGGCAAUAAAGGAUGUAGACUGCGAUCUCGGCAGGGAAUGGGAGUUCAUGAGGAAUGUGGUAGGUCAAAAGGUUUCAAUUUGUUUAAUACGUAAACAAUACUACACAUGAAUGUACGCAUUGUUUGUGUGUUAUUACUCUGUACGAUUAUGACCAUUGAAACCAUUUCGUCUCUUCUGACAAAUGUUUAUAUUGAUAAUAAACAGCCCGUUGUCAACCCA
This is a messenger RNA of Lethenteron reissneri (Far Eastern brook lamprey), 3632 nucleotides long. RefSeq names its product regulator of G-protein signaling 12-like. Gene Ontology annotation, cellular component: plasma membrane; nucleus; cytoplasm. Gene Ontology annotation, molecular function: GTPase activator activity. Gene Ontology annotation, biological process: signal transduction; regulation of G protein-coupled receptor signaling pathway. The record is from RefSeq and is a predicted model, not a curated record. NCBI's taxonomy places the organism in Eukaryota, Metazoa, Chordata, Hyperoartia, Petromyzontiformes, Petromyzontidae.